UCUCUCUCUCUCUCUCUCUCUCUCUCUCUCUCUCUCUCUCUCUCUCUCUCUCGUGGGGGUGGGACGCAAGGGAGAGAGUGAGCAAUAGGGAGUCAGAGGCAGCCAGUGUGACCGGCACUAGUCCAUAGAGGCGGCAGCCCUCAGCGCCACUCCGCCACACCUCAGCCCAGUUCUCGUGGCGGAGCGUGAUGAGCACAGAGCCGCCCAGUCGGAAGUCGGCAGUCGGUGACGGUGAUUUCUCGGCGUCAGACCGUUAGCUCCCGCCUCCCGCCGCCGUGGAGGAGCGCUGUGCGGCGGAGGAUGGUGCCUGUGGCGGUGACAGUGGUGCUGGUCCUAGUGAGCUGCAUCGACCACGAGCCUUGCCAGCUUUACUGAUCUUGUGACAACCAAGUGUACAAGCCUCGUUGUGAAUUUUAUGAAGUGAUUGUGGUGAAGCAAAGAAAGGAGGAAGAGAAGGAGGAGAAGGAGGAGGGAGGAGGAGGAGGAGAAGGAGGACGAGGAGGAGGAGGAGAAGGAGACUGAGAAGAGUGACCCACAUUCUUCCCUGAAGAAAUAUCAGGACGCCAUCAUGGAGGAUCCGGCAUCCUAAUGCGCCCAUCCUAUCACUCAGGAUGGUCAAAUCAGACAUGAUGACGUGGUGCGUGAUUACGAUACUGAUGCUGGCGGUGACGGCAGGUGGGGUGGCGCAGGCAGCCAGCAUGGAAGACACGGUAAAAGACUUGUAUGAGGCACCGCCAGUGGGUGAGCAGGGACGUUUAUUUCUAAACUAUGAUCAAGCGGCAGCCUUCAACACCUCCGUUGCCUUCACCAUCCCCUUAUUCUCCUUCACGCUGCCGGGCGCCAGUGACACUAGCGCAGCUGGCUUGGACGCCCAGUCCUUUGGGGCCGUCGCCUUCAUUGCGCUCUUCCUACUGGGAGGUUUGGCAGUGGCUAUCUACACCACCUCUCAGGGCGCCAUCGGGGGAGGGAGGCAGUACACGGAUGAAAAGGCACAUCAAGAGUCACUGCUGACCAGGCUGGUGACGGACUCCCUGUCCGGUCUUCCCAAUGUCGUGGACACUGGCAGCUGUGCGAGGCUAGCGGUGUGCGGGGCCCACGCCGAGCCUCAAAGAUACGGCCUCUUCGCCCUGCCCAUCAGAUUCCUUAUGCCGUCCAUCCCCGACGUGCCCGAGGCGGAGCUCACCGAUUACCAGAGGGCCGCCCGCUACGGCGACGAGGGAGAGAAAGACUGUCAGUACGAGUUUCCGUGUCUAGUCCAGCCCCUCGAUCUACUACUCUACAUGUACGAGUACUGGUUCGAGGACGAUUAUAUAUAAUUCUCAAGCAGGACUACAGGGUAUCGAGGGACGACGGAUGGAGCACCGCCUCUCAAGAGAUUCACAGUGCCCAUCUUGUGACCAGUGACUCUAUACUUGCACUGAGUCAGCUUCAUUAUCGCAUUGAAGAGUGUGAAUAUUAUCGACGUCGACCCACUUUCAUGAAGCCACAUAACGGCUUGGUUAGCAUUUCUUUCGUUUUGUAAACGGUGCCGGCGUCUUUAGCUCAGUGGAGGAGUGACGGCGUUAAUUAAGUGACGGUGCCGAGACACGGACUAUGAACUGCUGCGGCACCUGACAGACACUACAUAUUAGGGUGAACAUAUAUAUUUUUUUUUCAGAGACAACUGACAGAAACCAAAAAUAGGCAUAAGCUGAUAUGAACUAAUACUAAUCUUUGGCUACAACCUGAUUAUCUUUCUGAAAACAACUUCGGCAGAUGAGCUUAGCACUUGUGAUACAGCUGAGUUGAGUCCCUUAAUCUGAAAAGGGCGGCAGGCGAGGCGUCGACAUCAUCAAGACCGUGACUCGCCCACCAGUGUGUGACCCGCUCCGCAUCAAAACAACGAUUUCCAACCAAUACCCGCUGAUGGUCACGGUUAUUAUUUUGUAUUACUUCUUAGUCAUUACAAAAUUUUUGCAGAAUAGGAAGCCAAAGAUGAAUGAAGUAAUAUAUAUCCCUUUGGUACACAUCCACAACAUACAGUAAAAUUACAGCAUUUUUCUCAAUGGUUUGUGAUUGCAAUUUGAAAUUUGUAACACCCAAGUCAAUGGUAUAUUUGUGAGGCGCCUCUGCCCCCCAAAAAACUACUGUAUUAUGUAUGUGUUCUACCUCUUCGAGAGGGUAUCAGCUUACCUCACCAGCUUACCUCACUUAUCUUUAUCAUCUUGCUGACCCACGCUUUUCCUGGCACUAAUUUUGUCUGUAUAUAUGCAGCUUUGUCAGGCGUUUACAUAUGCAAAUUAUCUGAACUCCUGUCCCUUCGCAUUCCUUGUUAUGUAUGAUGUGUUAGUUACUGAAGUGUGUGUGUGCGUGUGUGUGUGUGUGUGUGUGUGUGUGUGUGUGUGUGUGUGUGUGUGUGUGUGUAACUUAUAGUUUGCAUGUAGAGUUUAUUUAGCAUUUUCAAUGGAUUUAUUUGCACUAAUAUUAGAAAAGAAUUUCUUGGAGGAGAUCGGGAUUACGAGGCCUGCAGGACCCUAACUGGGGUGACCCUGCAUAACCCAGUGCGUCCCGUAAGUUGGUGCUAACCCAUACAUCUUAAUUCUGAAUGAAUGCUGACGAAAGAAAAGACUGAAAGACUUUCUUCAGGCAGGACAGAGAAUCUCAACUAAUACUUAAACGUUUGUCACUAUCAUAACUUCAAUGGGGGUCGCACAACAGAGAUAUAGAAGCAGUUUAAAGUAAUCUCUCAGAAGCAUUAGAUAGUUGGAUACCAUUCAUGACGCGAACGAAACUACGAUAGAUAUUUACACAGUUUGUUACACAGGGCUAGACAAAAAGUUACGAGAAUAUUCCAGCUUUUAUUUAUUUAUUUUUUCUCUCAGUAAAUUUGAGACAGUACGAAAUCAUUAAUUGAAGCCAUUCAACACAGAACAUACUAAUACGUAUACAUAAAGCAUCCACUCCUCAAAUAAUACAAUCUUUUUGUAUCACGGAGGAAUCUCAGGCGGCUUAGUGCGUGUAGGUAGCGGGCGCCUGCGAAGUUUCAGGAAUAAGGUGACUCCUGGUGACUCUUAUAUUGAGGCAGCGAACGAGUACCAAACGAUGUCUUGCCAUUUUCGUAGAAAUUAGUGUAGAUAUUUUGUAGUGAAUCUAAAUGUGUGUGUGUGUGUGUGUGUGUGUGUGUGUGUGUGUGUGUGUGUGUGUGUGUGUAUUUUGAGCGUCUUCAGCAAAAACCAUCUUAUAAAAUUUCAGUCUACUUAAUGUAUCUAUGGUCAGGGGCAUUAUUUUUCCAUCAUGUGACGUAAUCCUCGAACUCCAAGCCUUUCAGCAGAAGCUUCCCCCGCGGCGUCCUGCACGCGCCACACGCUCCCUAGACGUGGUCACCCUGACAUCGAUUCUAGUUUCAAAUUAUGUUUCAGAUUUCAGGCAUUAAUUACUUCCCUCGUCUGGAGAAGCUGGAAAGAUGAGAAUUUCAUUCAGGUCAAUAAUGUGGGGAAUUUUGCUAAGAAGCAUCAAGGUUCUUAACAAUCAUUUAGGGACAAUUAAUUUUCUCUGAGUGCUUCCAUCCAUUGCCCAUAACUCGUUAAAUAGACAUUUCAUUUCUUUUUUCACAUUCCUCGUUCUCAUCGCCCGGUAUAUCGUAACAGUUUAUGGCCAGUCUUAGUAAUUGAAUUCCCAUACUUUACAUAUAUUUGUCACAUAUCUAUAUUGUUAUUGUUUAGAAAUAGUUUUUUUUACGCAUUACAGUCAUAUUUUAAACGUAUCAAUUCAGUUAUAUUUUUUUCGUAUGUAUUGUUGAGCCUUUCCAGGAUUUUAUCAGGGUGGCUGACCACAUUCAUACAUGUCAGGCACUGUUAUGUUUCGAUUUUAUAGUUAACAAUGUUACGACGAACGUCACAGACGAAGUUAAAUCUUCGUUGCUGGAUGUGGCAGCCAAAACGCUCAGAUAUUUAGAUUCCUUAAGAAUCCAGACGUGACGUCAAUAUACCAGGAGGCGUUAGCCUGACAUCCAGGUAAAUGGAUCACUUAGAUCGCAGUGGUUAUGUGAUAAAGUCAAGAAAUGGCAAGAACCAAAUAUAACUCACAUCAAUAUCAUCUCCUUCUUCUUGAUACUCUGACAGCUGGCACUACCACAAAGAUCAUUAAGCAUGUAGCGUGAUCUAAUUUAGCAUAUUUUCCCUUACACAUAAUUAUCUACCAAUAACAAAAAUACUCCAAAGCAAAAUGAAAAUAUCAUAACGUAUUGCACGAGAACACACUACACAAUACCUUCUGAGUGUGUCUGUUAUCCUCCCUGAUAGCGUUCCUGCUUGUUUUCUGCAACUCUCAUCCCACUCCUCCCUUUCUGAGUGUGUUCAUUCCUAUCUGCAUUCCUCUCACACCUCAUCCUUCAUCAGCCUGGACAGAACAGAUCUUCUCACCGCAUUUAUAUACUAAACCCUGUAAUGUCCUGACAACUAAUGCACUGUAUUCGUGGGAUGACUUUCGAACAACUAUGUAUUAAUUAAUUUCGGGUAUUUUUUCUUAAGUCUUUUAACUUAUUUAUUUACGUGUGUGUGUGUGUGUGUGUGUGUGUGUGUGUGUGUGUGUGUGUGUGUGUGUUCAGAAAGAGGACAGUGGCAAUCGCUUUCUGAGUUCCCUUUGUGAUCUGUGUAUCGAAUUAUGAGCAUUACCACUGGGCAUAAUCUUUUAAACUGUAGGAUACUCGAGGCUACAAGCAAAGUAGUGUUGCCGCGCAGCAGUCAUAUGCGCUGCAAGGAGCCCGCCGCGAUGGGCAGAGCCUUCGCGGCAACAUGUAUGUAGUACACUUCGUUCCGGUGAGCAGAGCGCCACGUGUCGCAAAAGCCUUUCGGAAGUCUCACACCGUGGGACCCGACGGCUGGCUGGAGUGACCCUCGCCCGCGGCAUUCUCAUAACAAUAAAAUUGUUUCCGGCGGCAAAGCAGUUUCUCAUUUUUCCCUGUAUCUCAGAGCUAAAA
Molecule: messenger RNA, 4957 nt
Organism: Scylla paramamosain (green mud crab)
Lineage: Eukaryota; Metazoa; Arthropoda; Malacostraca; Decapoda; Portunidae
Exons: 3
Coding region: 612-1316 (234 amino acids)
Source: RefSeq, a predicted model, not a curated record